UUACAUUGUAUAUAUAUAUAAUCAUUCACACUUGCCACAAGAUUUGCGAGACUGAAGCUUUGUCCGCAAGCAUGUCCAAAACGAAGAACAAGGCUAAAAGGAAUGGUCUGCCGAAAGGGAAAGGAGGAAACUCAGCUGCAAGAGCUACCGAAGCCGGUCCAUCAUCAGCUCCUACUUCGUCCAGUCUUAUAGACAAAGCGCACGUACUGUUGGCGCAGAGUAAUUUUGAGCUUGCUAUCAAGUUUCUGAAGCGGGCUUUGGAGCUGGAGCCCGCAAACCUUGAAGCGAGAGAGGUUCUUGGGGUGGCAGAACUGGAAGGCGGAGAUGAAGAGCUUGGACGAUCACAUUUACUCCAACUUUUUCCUCCGCAUACCGACGAGCCUCCUCACACGCCGUCACCCUACCUCUACCUCGCUCAAACUGCAAACGAUCCCCGGGAGGCUUUAGGUUACUACUCUACCGCCGCCGCGAUGACUGAACGGGCUUUGGCCGGCCUUUCGAGCCAGAAAGGCAAAGGGCGUAUAUCAAAAGGUCAAGAUGACCAGGAGGAAGAGGUUGCUGCUGCAAAGGCCAUGGCAGUCACUGCUCUGAUAGCGAUGGUUGAGAUUUGGAUGUCGGACCUAUGCUUUGAGCCUGAGGCUGAGAAAAACUGUGACGACCUGAUAUCACGGGCGUUGAGCAUAUCACCAGACGAUUUUGAAGCCAGAUUAUCGCUGGCUUCCAUCCGAAUUAGUCAACAGAGGGCCGAGGAUGCCGUCAAAGUGAUUAUGAACCUGUACGAAGAGCUCGAGGAAAAAGAAGCUUUCGACCCAUCCUUACCCGCCCUCCCAACCCGUUUGAGUCUUGUACGCCUACUUCUUGAAAACAAUCAUCAUCUUCCAGCAUUGUCCAUCGUUACAACAGCUCGAGAAGAGGACUCGCUGGAAGUUGAAUCUGCAUACCUUGAAGGUUGGGCCUGGUAUCUGCGUGCUGAGGCGCUCCUGGGGGACCCUUCGCUUCAGAAAAUCCGUCCGCAAGAGAGCACGACACAGAAGAAUGAAGACGAGGAAGAGGAAGACGGCCCGGAAUCCAUAUCGGCUGAGGCGUGUUUCUCUGAGAGCAUGAGAGCACUGCUCGAAUGCGCUCAACUAUUCUCGGAACAAGACUACCCGGACGAGGGCAUUGGAUCACAUGUCAAGGAGUUGCUGGAGAACUUGGAGAAGAGGGGUGUACAACCUGCCGAGAUGGAAAUGGAGGACCGUGUCGAUGGGCAAGAUGAUCAGGACGGUCGUGAUUGGGAGGAUGUGGAAGAGGUCGAGGAUGUAGAGAUGGAUUGAGGGACUUGUUUCGAUGA
This is a messenger RNA of Kockovaella imperatae, 1333 nucleotides long. RefSeq lists its product as hypothetical. Gene Ontology annotation, molecular function: protein binding. Lineage: Eukaryota; Fungi; Basidiomycota; Tremellomycetes; Tremellales; Cuniculitremaceae. The record is from RefSeq and is a predicted model, not a curated record. The transcript is spliced from 6 exons. Bases 72 to 1316 code for a protein of 414 amino acids.